AUGACGCCGCACUCUGCCAUGGCUUGGUCACUUUCGACUCCGGUCUCUAAUGCACCGUUAUCCCUCCCCGGUGUAUCUUCUUUCGUCGCGUCGGCUGGAUUUCCGACGUCGGCUUUUUCGGCAUAUUAUUAUUCACCUGCAAAGCCAACACGGCAGCCUCAACCAAUGAUUUAUGACCCAGUUCUGAACAUCACAUUUCCCCACAACUUAACAAAUCCAGAUACUAUACCAGACGACAAGUCGGAUCCAAUCUAUUUCCCGGGUCCAGUCAAGAACUUGUCUUACACGCAGAAGCAUGCAUUAAUUGACGAAAUAAAGGUCAAUGUCCCGCAAAUCCUGCAGUCAGAUGCCACAAAGGACAGUUGCGCCAAAUGCAAGAAGGCCUUGGCAGCAGCCAAGCCCGCCGCUCUAUAUGCGCCGACCUGGGUACCAGAUGCUAUGAUUUCACUAUGUCAAGAAUACCAGCUCAAGUCAAAUGACAGCUGUGAGGAUGAGUUUGCUGCGUCGAUAUUUGGAGCGACCUGGACGCAGGUGCUGGCGUAUGCAGAUGUCGAGGGCCUUGAUGGCGACUAUAUCUGCAACUUCUUCAAUCCGUCUUCCUGCGCGAAGCCAAAGACGAGUCCAUUGGAUACGACGACUCUCUUUCCCAAAUCUAAACCAGCGAAUGCGAGUGUGCCUAAACCCAGCGGUGAACGAGUCAAGGUGCUGCACUUGUCGGAUAUCCACUUGGAUCCACGGUAUUCGGUGAGCUCCGAAGCGAACUGUUCGGCCGGCAUGUGCUGUCGUAAGAACGAAUACAAUGCUCAAUUUGAUGACCAAAUUGUUCUACCUGCAUCCGCAUAUGGCGCAUACAAGUGUGACACACCAUAUGAUUUGGCUCUGGCGGCUUUGGAAUCGGUUGGCCCUUUGACCGGAACGGCGAAUGGCAGCCCUCUCGCUUGGACAUUAUAUACGGGUGACCUGGUAUCUCAUGAGCCCGAGAACCAGUUGUCCCAGAAAUACGUGGAGUACACAGAGACUAGCAUCUUCGAUAUGCUGAAAAAAUACCUUGGGGGACCGGUCUUCCCAGUGCUGGGAAAUCACGACACUGCUCCGUCCAAUAUCGACUCACCACAUAGCCUCCCGGGACGCCUUGGAGAACAACAGAGCUGGAACUUUGAACAUGUCACGGGAUUGUGGAAGCAUGAAGGAUGGAUCGACGCAAAGACAGCAGAUGAAGCACGGACACAGUACGGCGGUUAUUCUGUCAAGACGCACUACGGUCUUCGUAUUAUUGCAUUCAACAGUGACUUCUGGUAUAAAAGCAACUACCUAAACUUCAUCAACACCACCAACCCCGACAACUCUGGCACCUUCUCCUGGAUGAUCACCGAACUCCAACAUGCAGAAGACAACCACGAACGCGUCUGGAUAAUAGGCCAUGUCCCCAGUGGCUGGGAUGGAAGCAACGCAUUCCCCAACCCAACCAACCUCUUCUACCAAAUCAUCGACCGCUACUCUCCCCACGUCAUCGCAAACGUCUUCUUCGGCCAUAACCAUGAAGACGAGUUCAUGGUCUACUACGCCGACAACGGGACCAUUCAGAACAGCAAUACGGCAUUGACGACCGGCUGGAUCGGUCCCAGCAUCACGCCCCUAACAAACCUGAACAGCGCAUUCCGCCUCUACGAAGUCGACACAGGCGACUUCAACAUCUACAACGCCUACACAUUCUUCAGCAACGUCUCCGAAUACUCCUCCCUCCAUGAAACAGGUCCAAUCUUCCGCCUUGAAUACUCAACCCGUGAAACCUACGGUCCCGCGGCAAACUGGGACGCAAACGCACCAUUGAACGCGACAUUCUGGCACCGCGUGACGGAAGGCAUGGAGAAAGACUUGAGUCUCGUGAGCUGGUUUAAUGCACUGCAGGGGAAGAGGAGCAUUAAGAGUCCGGCGUGUGAUAGUGAAGAGUGUCAGUUGGCGAAGAUUUGUUACAUGCGAAGUGGGAGUUCUGCGUUGGGGAGGGAGUGUGUUCAGGGGUAUGGGUCUGUUCAGAGUGAUUUUAAGGUAUAG
Aspergillus chevalieri is the source of this 2052-nucleotide messenger RNA. Its product is annotated as PPN1 endopolyphosphatase family protein. Gene Ontology annotation, biological process: sphingomyelin catabolic process. The record is from RefSeq and is a predicted model, not a curated record. Gene Ontology annotation, molecular function: sphingomyelin phosphodiesterase activity. NCBI's taxonomy places the organism in Eukaryota, Fungi, Ascomycota, Eurotiomycetes, Eurotiales, Aspergillaceae. The transcript is spliced from 3 exons. Bases 1 to 2052 code for a protein of 683 amino acids.